Oncorhynchus nerka (sockeye salmon) is the source of this 967-nucleotide messenger RNA. RefSeq names its product keratin, type I cytoskeletal 13-like. Gene Ontology annotation, molecular function: structural molecule activity. NCBI's taxonomy places the organism in Eukaryota, Metazoa, Chordata, Actinopteri, Salmoniformes, Salmonidae. Gene Ontology annotation, cellular component: cytoskeleton. The record is from RefSeq and is a predicted model, not a curated record.
AUGGUGACAGGUGUGUGCCAUACCGAGCAGCCUGGUGACCUAGAGGCCGGAGAGGGAGCAUACGUGAUAAGCACUGGAGAGAGAGCAUACGUGACACAGACUGUGGAGGCCGACGUCAAUGGGUUGAGGAGGGUGCUGGACGAGCUGACCUUGGCCAGAUCUGACCUGGAAAUGCAGAUGAACCACGAGGAGGACCUCUUGGCCAUGCAUAAUCAGAUGAGCGGCCAAAUCAACGUGGAGGUGAACCCUUCACCACAGGAAGACCUCACCAAAGUCAUGGCUGAAAUCCGCGACCACUACGAGGCCGUCUCUAACAAGAACUGUAAAGAUCUGGAGGGCUGGUUCAAUGCCAAGAAGAAAUCAACAAUGUCGUGGCAGGCAGACAGCACAGAGACCCUCCAAUCAUCCAGAUCUGAAAUCACUGAAGGUAAGCGCACACAGUAAAGUCUGGAAAUCAAACUCCAAUCCCAACUCAGCAUGAAAGCAUCCCUGGCUGACACACAGAGCCACUAUGCCAAUACGAUGGCCGGCUACCAGAGGCAGGUGACCAGCCUGGAGCUUGGUCAUCUUCGUGCUGACCUGGACCGCCAGGGCCAACAGUACAGAAUGCUACUGGACAUCAACACCAGGCUGGAGAUGGAGAUCGCUGAGUACAGGAGGCUGCUGGAUAGUUUUCCAGGUGAGCCUGGAUCUUUACAUGAAUCCUUGAAAAACAUUGGUCUUGAAAUGUGAGUGCCAAAAGUAAUUAAGCAAAAGUAGGCCUUUCUAACAAUAUUGUCUCUGCCUCUACGGUCCAUCAACCACCACCACCACUAAUACCUUUUUGCAGAAGGUGGUGACCUAUGUGCAGGAGAUUGUUGACUGCGUGGUGGUCAGCACCAACUGCAAGAGACCGUGUAUGAAGAUAAAUCUUGAAUUGGGAGCCACACAGAACAGAACAAGUCAUCUGAUGCCUGCUGUCAACCUA